AGAAAAAAUAUUCAAGUGUUAAAACGGAUUCAGAUUUAGAAGACGAAGAAAACGACAUCGCCUUGGCGAUGUCACCUAACAGACCAGCAGCUAAGACCACAACGCCACGUGACAUCAGCGAUAGUCCCGAUGAACGUGAAACAUGGAGCGGCAAAGUCGAUUUCUUAUUAUCCGUUAUAGGAUUCGCUGUGGAUUUAGCAAACGUCUGGCGAUUUCCCUAUUUGUGCUACAAAAAUGGAGGAGGCGCAUUUCUGGUACCUUAUUGCAUUAUGUUAUUAGUUGGUGGUAUACCACUUUUUUACAUGGAAUUAGCUUUAGGUCAACACAAUCGUAAGGGUGCGAUAACAUGUUGGGGUCGUUUGGUGCCAUUAUUUAAAGGAAUCGGUUAUGCAGUGGUUCUAAUAGCAUUCUAUGUAGAUUUUUAUUACAAUGUUAUUAUUGCCUGGUCGUUGCGUUUCUUUUUCGCCUCAUUUACGAAUGCAUUGCCAUGGACAUCGUGUACAAAUUUCUGGAAUACAGAUGAUUGUAGACCGGUGACCCUGUUGGGCGCCAACGUUAGCGAUAGUUUGCUUAAUUCAACAAUUACCUCCGAAUUCAAUACAACACUGGCCAAUCUUACUUUAGCAUUAUCCACCACAACACCGGCCAGUGAACGUUUCCAGUCGGCCGCUUCAGAAUAUUUUAACCGCUACAUUUUAGAACUAAAUCAAAGUGAUGGCCUCCAUAAUUUGGGUUCAAUAAAAUGGGAUUUGGUAAUUUGCCUGCUGAUAGUCUAUUUAAUAUGUUAUUUCUCGCUGUGGAAGGGUAUUGGCACCUCAGGCAAAGUGGUGUGGUUCACCGCCCUUUUUCCAUACGUUGUGCUUUUGAUUCUACUAAUUCGCGGUAUUACCUUACCCGGUUCAGCAAUGGGUAUACAAUAUUAUCUGAAUCCUAAUUUCGAUGCCAUUUAUAAGGCAGAAGUUUGGGUAGAUGCUGCCACUCAAGUGUUCUUUUCACUGGGUCCGGGUUUUGGAGUGUUAUUGGCAUACGCUUCCUAUAAUAAAUAUCAUAAUAAUGUUUAUAAGGAUGCCCUCCUCACCAGUUGUAUUAAUUCGGCCACAAGUUUUAUUGCCGGUUUUGUGAUAUUUUCCGUAUUGGGUUAUAUGGCUCAUACAUCGGGUCAAAAUAUUGAAGAUGUUGCCACAGAAGGUCCAGGCUUGGUGUUUGUUGUAUAUCCUGCAGCCAUUGCCACAAUGCCGGGCAGUACUUUCUGGGCAUUGAUAUUCUUUAUGAUGCUCUUAACUUUGGGUUUGGAUAGUUCGUUUGGGGGUUCCGAAGCCAUUAUAACAGCUUUGAGUGAUGAAUUUCCCAAAAUCGGACGAAAUCGUGAAGUCUUUGUGGCUGGAUUGUUUUCACUUUACUUCAUUGUGGGUUUGGCCAGCUGUACACAAGGUGGCUUCUAUUUCUUUCAACUAUUAGAUCGUUAUGCCGCCGGCUAUUCAAUAUUGGUUGCGGUAUUCUUUGAGGCUAUUGCGGUCUCGUGGAUUUAUGGAACAAAUCGUUUCUGUGAGGACAUACGUGAUAUGAUCGGUUUCCGACCGGGUAAAUAUUGGCAAGUGUGUUGGCGUUUUGUGGCUCCCUUGUUCUUGUUGUUCAUAACCGUUUAUGGUUUGAUUGGUUAUGAACCGCUCUCCUAUGAAGAUUACACCUAUCCACGGUGGGCAAAUGCCUUGGGUUGGUGUAUAGCCGGAUCAUCGGUUAUGAUGAUACCCGCUGUGGCAAUUUAUAAACUAUGCACCACACGUGGUACUCUCAAAGAACGUUUGCGUAUCCUCACCACACCUUGGCGUGAUCAACAGGUAUCGGUAAAUGGUGUAACAGCUGAUGCAACGCAGGUUCGCCUAACCGAUACCAAAGAAGCUGCAGAAGUUUGAAAUCAACCAUUUGCCAGAUUUCAAAUUUAUUAUGUAUAGCAUUUAAGGAAAAAACUCAAACAAA
Messenger RNA from Musca vetustissima, 1977 nucleotides. Its product is annotated as sodium-dependent dopamine transporter-like. The coding region runs from base 69 to 1913 and encodes 614 amino acids. Lineage: Eukaryota; Metazoa; Arthropoda; Insecta; Diptera; Muscidae. Gene Ontology annotation, cellular component: neuron projection; neuronal cell body membrane; presynaptic membrane. The transcript is spliced from 9 exons. The record is from RefSeq and is a predicted model, not a curated record. Gene Ontology annotation, biological process: dopamine uptake involved in synaptic transmission; sodium ion transmembrane transport. Gene Ontology annotation, molecular function: dopamine:sodium symporter activity.